This is a messenger RNA of Rotaria sp. Silwood2, 1449 nucleotides long. The record is from the annotation of a GenBank genome assembly. NCBI's taxonomy places the organism in Eukaryota, Metazoa, Rotifera, Eurotatoria, Philodinida, Philodinidae.
AUGAAACAUUCAUUGGUUCAAUUAGAUCAUUUACCUGAUGAAAUUCUUUUGAUUAUUUUGAAAAAAUUGGACAAUGAUCAAGUACUCUAUUCUUUAAUGGGUGUUAAUAAACGGCUCAAUACGUUUGUAUAUGAUUCAAUUUUUACAAGUCAUUUAACAUUGAUGAGAUGUUCCUCCAAUGAUUCUAUCUCUCCAUUAUCUGAUACAAUACUUGAUCGAUUUUAUUUACAAAUUUUGCCUACAAUUCAUCAUAAAAUUCAAUGGCUCAAUGUUGAAUCAUCAUCUAUGGAACGUAUUCUUCUUUCUGCAAAUUAUCCUAAUUUAUAUGGACUCGGUUUAUAUAAUCUUGAAAUAGAAACAGCGAAAGAUCUGUUUACUAAUGGAAAUGUUGUCAUUGAUUUAUUUAAAAAUAAAAUUUUAUCACUUAUUAUCCGUAUGAAGAAAAAUAAGAAUCAAACUUUUACAAAAUAUAAGAAUAUACUUAUAUUUACACAUGUCUUUACUGUGUUCACCAAUCUACAGUAUUUAAGCUUUGGUUCAUCUUCAAUUUGUCCUCAACGCAUAUCAUUUGAUAUGUCAUCUCGAAUUUUUAUGUCUUCAACUCUCUUAGAACUACAUGUCAAUGUAUUGCACUUCAGCGAUUGUCUUUAUUUACUUGAUGGACGUUUUAAUCAACUUCGGAUACUUCAUGUUAACAUUGGUUGGAUUCAUCAUUCUUCAAGUCCAACAAUCGAUAAUACGGAAAAUUUACCUAAUUUAAAGUGCUUUUCAUUAUACUGUGAUGUAGAUACAAGUUUUUAUGAUGAAUUAAUUGUUCCACUUUUACAUCGAAUGUUAAAUUUAGAAAACCUUCAUUUAUAUCUUAUAGUUUGUCAGAGGACAUUUAUUGAUGGCAAUAAUUUGAAAAGAAAUAUUCUUAAUCAUAUGCCACAAUUAAAUAAAUUUACGUUUAAUAUUCACUCAUCUAUUCGUCUUCAUAAUCAAAUUAAUUUACUGUCGAAUGAAGAUAUUCAAUAUACAUUCAAUGGCUUUCAAAAUAAUCAAAUUAUUUCUUGUGUUGAUUAUUUUUCCAAGGUUCAACGAGGUCAAUGUCAUAUUUAUUCAUAUCCAUAUGAAUGGAAAGAGUAUCAUAAAAUAACAAAUAAUUUUCCAGGUGGAAUAUUUAAAUAUAUUCGUGAAAUAUCAUUAUUUGAUGAACGACCUUUUGAACAUGAAUUCUUUUUUCAAAUUUCUCAAUCAUUUCCAUUUAUGAAAAAAUUAGAUGUAAUUAAUAAAAAACCACAAAAGGAUAAACAAUCUCGAAAUUUAGAUCACAAUCAACAUUUAUCAAUCAUUGAGUAUCCACAUCUAUCUCAACUGGGAGACGGAAAGGUGAGCACAGGAAAGAAGAGCACGGAAAGAAGAGCACGGAAAGAAGAGCACAGGAAAGAUGAACGAAAGGAAAGAUGA